AUGUCAUUGCCUUCUUGCGCAAUAUCAUGCGUGACUGCUAUUUGCGCGCAGGCAGGCAUCAUCUGCCUCUGUGGAGGUGAUGGGCUGGAGCGCACGGCAGAUACGUGCGUAAAGCACGCGUGCAGCUUGCCAGAGGCAAUUGCUUUCAGAAAUAUUACCGAAACAACCUGCCAAACACCAGUUCGAGACGAGUCCAAGAGAUUCAUCGUCAUGGUUGUCCUAGUCGUCGCCAUGGCUGGUGUAAUGCUAGUCGGGAGACUUGCAUAUAAACAGUUUUUCAGCGUCAUGGGCCGACUCGACAGUGCCGACUGGAGCAUAUUGGCAGCUACGCUCGUCUGCCUGCCUUCCAUUGCGGUCAACGUCAAUAUGGCUAUACAUGGGCUGGGCAAGGAUAUCUGGGGAAUAUCUCCCCACGACCUGAUACUGUUCGGGCUCUACUUCUACGUCAUCCAGAUUCUAUACAUUGUACUGAUGGGCCUGAUAAAGAUUUCGCUGACACUCUUUUACCUUACUUUGUUUCCUGGCCGGACUAUCCGAACGCUACUCUGGGGAACGGUUUGCUUUCACGCCGUCUUCACAUUCGUCUUCGCCAUGGUCGCCAUUUUUCAAUGCUUGCCCGUCAGCUAUCAAAGGGCAAAGUAUGAUCUGCAAGAACUGAAGCUGGCCAAUGCUCACUGCAUGGACAUCAAUGCGAGCGGCUGGUCCAAUGCUGCCAUAACGCUGGCAUCGGAUGUUUGGCUCAUCGGGAUUCCUCUCAGUCAGAUUCGGAAGCUUAGGCUCCACUGGAAGAAGAAGGUCGGCGCUACCUUGAUGUUCUUGACAGGUGCUGGUGUCACUAUUGUUUCAAUCCUGCGUCUGCAGUCGAUCCGGUUCUACGCAAACACGACAAAUCCAACUCGUGAUCAAUUCGACAUUGUGUGGUAUUCGACCAUCGAGGUUGGGGUGGGCCUCAUUUGCACUUGCAUGCCUGCUAUGCGUCUUGUACUAGACCAUGUUGCGCCACAAAUAUUCGGCAGCUCGCGUAGAGGCCGCGAUGGAAAGCAAUCAACCCAGCCGUCGAGCUCAUCCAGUCAGAACCAAUUUGCUUUCACAACCAUCGAAUCAAACACAAUCGAGACACGAGCUCAUGUAAAAGCUUGGGGAGCUCACCAAGAUACGAGACUUGAAAGACUUGAAAGAACAGUUGGAGCUUUGGUUGAUCGUCUAGAUGAGCAGUCUAGAGAUCAAGGGAAUGCGACGACGACGGUGUUGCAGUCAAGAACCGAGGAACGUCCCCCUGCGGAGCCAAACCCGGCGCCCGUCAUCUUGAUCCGUGAGGCUGCGACCGAUGCUGGCGUGUCGCCUCCGGGGCAGUUCGACUCGCUUCCAAGCAGCGUAUCCGAUGUGAUUUCGGCAGGUCUGGUCACAUCUUCCACUGCCCGCUCAUUACUGAAACUGUUUCGCGUCCACUAUGGUCGUUGGGUCCGAUUUUCUGAACAGAUCUCGACCGAAGGGCUUCUGUCUCAAGUGAGAAAGUCAUCUCUGCUACUUUGUAGUGUACUAUUAAUCGCAGUACGCCAUACGACGCAAGAACUUGCAGACGAGCUAGCCCCACGCCUCUUCCGCGAAGCAAAGAGCCUGGUCUCGAAGGCGCUGCUCGUAGUACCACAACCUGCCGAGCACUUCCAAGCCAUAUUGAUACUGAGCCUAUGGUCCACGACAAUUGGCCAACAGCCCUUGAGCAUCGACGGCUGGCUGCUCACCGGCUAUGCGCUUCAGCAAGGGUUCGCUAGCGCAUGUUUCCCUGACCCAGGCAAGCUUGGCCCGGGACAGGAAAUUGAGCAGAGUUACAUUGAUGCUUGGUGCCUCUGGAAUCACCUCUGUGUCGCGCAUCUGCAGUACUGCGUCGGUACGCGCAGACCGGCAAUGCUGAACCAGGACCAUGUGGACCGAUGCUCUCACCUUCUAGAGACGGGAAGCCUCAAAAAUUAUGAAGCGAGAAUGGUCGCUGAGGUCAAGCUCUACUGGGUCAUAUACACAAAGUGCUGUCCACAAAGCAAUCGAGUCGAUUUACAGGAUGCCAGGGUCGCUCUGCAGAAUUGGAAAAAGGAGUGGGCAAGCUUAUUUGACGAGCCUCGCUCUCAAUUCCUUCAGAUGGGCUUCCACUUUGCGCACCUUCUCGCCUACUACCAGUCAGCCCGAUCGCCACAAUCUUUGAUGGAUGCGUCGAUCAUUCUGGAAAUGAUUGAUCUCGCGAGUACCAUCAUCAACCUGGCUAUGGACACGACGGAUGACCGGACUCGCCACUUGACAGAUCACAUCUAUCAUCUCGUCACCUUUUCUGCCCUGACCCUCUGUCGACUUGUCCACAUGUAUGAGGACCAGCUGCGCAUUGCGAAUGUCGAUGUUGAUUGCCUAGAUUGCCUGGUGACGAAACUUGUCACCUGGUUCCGCUCGAUCGGCUUGCCAUGUCAUGCGGCACAUUUGCUCAGCGACAUCGUUUCAUCGCAGUUCCAAAAGUUGCGCCCGAAUUAUGUACCCGCAGACGCAGCAGCCAGCACUGCUACACAUUAUAACCUUACGGUUUUGGAUGCCUCGCCUUUGCCAUCUGAUGUGGGAUUUUACCCUGAUCUCAUUGGAUCAGAAUUGUUCGAUGUCAAUGAGGGAAUGACUUCAUGGCCACAGUGGAGUUGA
This is a messenger RNA of Akanthomyces muscarius, 2673 nucleotides long. RefSeq lists its product as uncharacterized. The transcript is spliced from 8 exons. Lineage: Eukaryota; Fungi; Ascomycota; Sordariomycetes; Hypocreales; Cordycipitaceae. The coding region runs from base 1 to 2673 and encodes 890 amino acids. The record is from RefSeq and is a predicted model, not a curated record.